Messenger RNA from Vicia faba (fava bean), 1044 nucleotides. Lineage: Eukaryota; Viridiplantae; Streptophyta; Magnoliopsida; Fabales; Fabaceae. The record is from the annotation of a GenBank genome assembly.
AUGGGAGAGAAUUGCGGAACCUGGACGCAUCAGGUGCAAUUUAGUCAAUCACCCAAUUUGAAUUCUUUCUGUGCUCCCUUUGAUAUGGGGAAGCAAAAUGCUGCUGCUGCAGCGAUGAACCCGGGUGUCGAUAUGAAUAUGAAUUCAAGGAAUGAGGCGGGUUUUACGUGUCCUCCGAACCUCAUUUCUGAGGAUAAACUCCCUAAUGGUAGUCAUUUGAAGGGUUUUAAGGAGGAAACUACACAGAAUCGGGAAUCGGGCUUUCCUCAGAAACAGUUUCUUGUCAUUGAUCAAACCGGUGAUCAGACAACUCUCAUUUAUAGUUCGAGAUUCGGGAGACCUGUCGAGUGCCUUGGUUCAUGGGAUUCCAAAUUUCAUGGUUGUAACAAUUUGAAUGCGAAUAAUGAACCUUCUUUAAGAAGAGAUGUAAAUCAUGUCGUUGGAGUUGAACCAACUUUUGAUUAUAAAGUUGAUGAAAAUGAGAAUCAAGGAACCGAGAUUGAAAGCGAGAUGCACGAAGACACGGAGGAGAUCAAUGCAUUGCUUUAUUCUGACAGUGACGGUUAUUCUACUGAGGAUGAUGAAGUUACCAGCACAGGACAUUCACCCAGUACAACGACCACUCAUGACAACCAGGAUCCUUAUGGAAUUGGAGGAAUUGCUGAAGAAGUUGCUAGCUCCUCCCCUGGUAAGACAAAGAAACGUAAGCUUUUCGAUGUGGCUUAUGACGAUGUGCAGUUUAUGGAUACUGCAAAUUCUCUAAAACGGAACCAGCCCUGUGACCUGAAUCAGAACAAUGCCGAUGAUAAUGAUGCAGAAUCAAGAUGCUCUGGUAGCAAUUAUGGUCAAGGGUCUGGUGAAAUGGGUUCUUUAGCAUGCACCAAGAAGAUGAGAAAGGAAAAGAUUCAAAAUGUUCUAAGCAUUUUGCAGUGCAUAGUACCUAACGGGAAGGAUAAGAACCCAAUCCAGCUUCUGGAUGAUGCGAUACGUUGCUUGAAUUCUUUGAAACUCAAAGCUAGAGCUCUCGGCCUCAAUGCCUUGUAA